Molecule: messenger RNA, 2109 nt
Organism: Geodia barretti
Lineage: Eukaryota; Metazoa; Porifera; Demospongiae; Tetractinellida; Geodiidae
Source: the annotation of a GenBank genome assembly
AUGCCAACAGAUUUCAACAGACCACGAUCCUCCACCCUUUUCAGUCACCGCGGCAACCGAGACCGUUCACGUAGCAACCGCUAUCUCCAUGGAAACCGAUCAACAACCACUCAAGAUGCCGAAAGAAGGGGGUUGUUUGGUAAGCCUGACUUUUCCACAGCAGAAGGAUUCCAAAUUGCUUCGGAGAAAGCUCUAGCCGCAGCUCGAGAGCUUGUGGGGGAGAUAUCAGCCACGGUGAACAAACCUCCCUCCGCAGAAAUAGCCGUGAAGAUGGACGAAUUGUCCGACGUUCUCUGCCAAGUUGCCGACCUCUCUGAGUGUGUUCGUCUCGUGCACCCUGAUUCUAGGCUUCGCAACGCUGCCCAGCAGGCGAGCCUCGCCAUCAACGCAUACGUCGAAGAACUAAACACAAACGUUCGCCUCCACCGCUCUCUGCUUCAUUUCAUCACCAGCGAAGAAUUUGAAAAAUGCGACCCCGUCACUCAACGAACGACGCAGCUCUUGCUGCACGAUUUCGAAACGUGCGGAAUUCAUCUCGAUUUUGGCAAACGAGGGAAAGUUGUGGAGCUAAAUAAUCGAAUUUUGGAGCUGAGUCAUGGGUUUAUGGAGAACACGAAUCUGCCGACUCUAGUUCCCCGCAAGCAGUGUCCACAGGCGCUCGCGGAGCAUUUCUCAACCACUCGAGACGGUUCCCAUGUCGCUGUCGACCACGUUCCAUACCACAGUCCAGAUUCCAAACUCCGAUCUCUCGGUUAUGCUCUCUACUUUUCCGAGCUGCCAACGCAAGUGGGAAUCUUUGAAGAGAUUUUGAGAACACGGCACGACGUUUCAGUACUAGCUGGCUACGAAUCGUUUGCUCACAAGACGCUGAAGACGUGCAUGGUAGGUAAUCCGGAAACUGCCAUACGGUUUCUGGAGGAACUGAGCGAAAAGAAUUUGCCGCUGGCACGGGAAGAGGUGGAGGAAAUGAAACGAUUUCGCCCCUCAAAUAACGACCAAUCACCGCUCCAGUUGUGCGACGUGAACAUCUGCACCAGUGAAGCAAAAAAGAAAAUGUUUCAGUCGAAAAGCUCAGAACUACGCAAGUAUUUCUCUCUCGAAACGACGCUCCGUGGUCUCGCACGCUUGUUUCAGCAUUUGUUUGGUGUUACCAUGGAAACAGUCCCCGCCCAUCCAGGUGAAGUGUGGAGCAAUGACGUAAUGAAGCUGGCAUUUAGCUGCGAGGACGGCGAGCUUUUGGGAUACACUUACUGCGAUUUGUUCACUCGAGAAGGCAAAGCGAUAUCCGACUGUCAUUUCACCAUCCAGGGAGGGAGACAAAAGAGAAAUGGAGAGUACCAGAUUCCAAUUAUUGCCCUCUGCUGCAAUUUCUCGCGGAGUCAGUGUGGUCCCCGUGGCAACGACCCCCUACUCUCUCUCAGUGCUGUCGAGAAUUUAUUCCACGAAAUGGGCCACGCCCUCCACUCGGUCCUGGGCAGAUCCCGGUUCCAGAAUGUGACCGGGACGCGAUGCUCGACCGAUUUCGCCGAAGUACCGUCCACACUCAUGGAGCUGUUUCUGGCCGACUCUCGCGUACUGCAGUCCUUUGCAAGGCAUCAUGAAACUGGUCGUCCAAUCCACGGAUCGGACAUGUCCACAGUUCAACUGUCUGCUGCAGUUUUUCCUGCAUACGACCUACAGUUGCAGAUUGUGUACGCUCUGACGGACCUGUUGCUACACACUCGAAAACCUUCCAAAUCAUCUCCACUUCAACUGGCCCACGACAUUUACUGUCGCUAUGCACCGCUCCCGCCGUUGCCGGGGGCAACCUGGGUCCUCCGUUUCAACCAUUUCUAUGGUUACGGGGCUCGUUACUAUUCUUAUCUGUGGGCACGUGCUGUGUCUAGUCUCGUCUGGAAGAUCUGCUUUGCAAACAAUCCUUUCUCACGUGAGAGCGGAGACAGUUUACGAAACAUGCUAUCAUUUGGUGGAGGGUUGCCCCCCAACGAAUUAGUUCGAGAUCUCUUGAGCUUUGAACCCAGCGUGAGCGAUCUUGUGGACACACUCCAUUCCAGCGUCUUGGAACGCAGACAGAAAUUGACUCAACUUUCGACUGAUCACUCUGUGUAA